Heterocephalus glaber (naked mole-rat) is the source of this 1653-nucleotide messenger RNA. RefSeq names its product leucine rich repeat containing 30 (gene Lrrc30). The record is from RefSeq and is a predicted model, not a curated record. NCBI's taxonomy places the organism in Eukaryota, Metazoa, Chordata, Mammalia, Rodentia, Bathyergidae. Gene Ontology annotation, molecular function: protein binding.
GCCACCAGCCUUCUGCCCGCUGUUCACUCCGCUGUCUCUGACUGCAGCAGCAGCCUGGGCUUAGCUGCCGGGGCAGGACAAGCUCUGAGCUUGAAGGACAGAGGACAGGGGCAGGACAGGGGAGAUGGGGGCUGGGAAGUCCAGGGCCAGCGCCAAGGACAAGGACCCCACGAGGAUGCUGCUGUCGAGGAGGAGGCAGAAGUUUUCCUCCUGGGAUGACGCCCUGCUCUCGGGCAAGGACCCGAGGUCCCUGCUGAAGCGGGGCAUGCGCCAUGUCAGCUUCAGCCUGGUCACCAAAGGAAUGACAGACAUCCCCGACUUUCUGUGGGGUUUGUCCGAGGUCCAGAAACUCAACCUGUCCCACAACCAGCUGCGGCUUCUCCCGCCCGAGGUGGGGAAGCUGACUCGGAUUGUGGUUCUGAACCUGUGCGGGAACCGGCUCAAGAGUCUGCCCCGGGAACUCAGCCGCCUGCAGAGCCUCAAGGUCCUGUUCGCCAACAUGAACUGCCUGGCAGAGGUGCCCGCCGAGCUCAGCCUCUGCAGAAGCCUGGAAGUGCUGAGUCUGUCACACAACUGCCUGUCCCAGCUCCCUGCCAGCCUCGCCGACCUCUCCAGGCUCAGGAAGCUGAACCUCAGCAACAACCACUUCGUCCACAUCCCCAUCUGCGUGUUCUCCUUGAAGGAGCUGGAUUUCCUGCACGUGGGCUCCAAUCGCCUGGAAAACAUUGCCGAGAGCAUCCAGUGCCUGUCCAGCCUGCAGAUUUUCAUCGCGGAGAACAACAACAUCCACUCCUUCCCCAGGUCGCUGUGCCUCGUCUCGAGCCUGGAGCUACUGAAUCUGAACAACAACGACAUCCAGACCCUCCCGGAGGAGCUUUACCUGCUGUGUAGACUGGGGAGGAUUGCCUGGAAUCCCAUGAACAAAGGGCUCCACAUCUCCCAUAACCCGUUAUCCAAGCCCCUGCCGGAGCUGGUGGAGGGUGGCCUGGAGAUGCUCUUCAGCUACUUGAAGGACAAAAAGCACAACUGACUUGGACACGGAAGGCUUGGACAGGAGCCAGCUCGCCUGGAUCUGGGACACUGGGGUACUCUCCAGUCUGAGCUGUGCUCUCGCUCUAGAGUUAGUCAUUGUUUUGUUUCCAUUGGCUAAAUCCUUGUCCAGCAUCUGUCCUUGGGAGGUAUCUGCUUUUAACUGUGUGUUCUCAGUGACCUCCAGGUUAGCAUGUUCAUCCCAUUCUAAACAGAAACUGAAGCAGGCUUUUGGUUUUUGCCAAAGAGAAUGCAUUGCUCUAAUUCUGAGGAACAGUGGUAGGAUAAGAGGUCUGAAUUCAAUGCUAUUUGAAAAUCAAAUAUUUACUAAGUGUGUACUGUAUGCUCAGGAUGGUGUGCAGCAUAGCAACCACCCCUUUUCAGAUUUUUUUUACCCUUGAAUCGGAGGCAACCUACAGCCAGGUGGCAACUGCAAGACAAGGUCCUCUGCCUGCCACUAUGGAGGAUCCUUGGGACCAGAGGGCAGGAUGGAGCUGGGCUCCAGGUUGCCAAGGACCAAAACAGGCAGAGUUUUCCCUUGGAGUUUGGGGGAACAGCCAUAGGCUUUUUUCCUUUCAAAAUGCCCACAGGGUAAUGAUCAGGCUGCUCAUGUGUAAGUCUGGU